AUGACGGCUAGAGGUGUGAUGCCUUCGACACGAAUCAUGGUGACCUACCGUAAUCCUGCGGCUACCGUAACCCACCUUGCAGCCAAUCAAUUCGCGUCUCGAGUCCACGCGCACGUUUCCGAAGAGUCUGAAUUCGAAGGAAGUGCCAAGAUUGAGCAAAGAGCAGUUGGCGCAGCGCCGAAAUGACGUCAUUAAGUACUACAAGUGAGCAAUUCUGAUGUGCCCAUGGUGAUGUGAUGCAAUUUCCAGUGAGCUCUCCCGCAAGAAAGUAGCUUCAAGCGUGUGUGCUCCCAAAGCACUAAAGCGAUAAGAAGUCUCCGAUUGUCAGAAGAGCCGCUCAAAGUGUUCCCAGAGAAAGUUCACGGCAGAGAACUCGUGCGCAGUCUUCCAGGAAUCCGAAAGUUCCCGUUGAGCUGCCGGCUAUUCAAGAGAAUCCGGCGGAGCUCAUCUGGGAGCAGAUCAAGGAUUUGAUAGGCAAGAUGCGCAAGAUGGCGCCAGUUCAGGGAGUUUCGCGUGAAGACGUGGAACAGCAUCUGCAGGAGCUGUUGAGUUUUAUGGUUGGUUGAGGAGAAAUACGGGGACACAGAACUGAGACAUUCUUUCCAGGUAUAA
This is a messenger RNA of Caenorhabditis sp. 36 PRJEB53466, 612 nucleotides long. NCBI's taxonomy places the organism in Eukaryota, Metazoa, Nematoda, Chromadorea, Rhabditida, Rhabditidae. The record is from the annotation of a GenBank genome assembly.